AUGGGUGAUCAUCCUUAUCGUCACGUGAGCAGCACUGCUCCUUAUCCAACUCAAGAUAUUGGUCCUAGUGAAUCAUCUUCAUCAAAUCCACCAAGCAUGACAGAAGUGACUUCUGGAUUGGAAGAUUUACAUUUACCACCUAAUCAGAAUAAAAAUUAUGGUAAUGGGAACAUUGUUAACCAAACUGUCAAUAUGCCGCCACAACCAAUAUCCAAUGUUCCACUACAAUCUAUAUCACCGCGUGAUCAGGUACAAUUCAAUCAACAGAAUAUUCAACAACAAAGACCAAUAUUUCCAAGACCACCAAAUCAACGUCUGAAUAAUCUGCUGUCUUCACAAAGACUGUUCCAGCAACAGCAACAGCAACAAAAUCAAUUUUCGCCAUCUUUAAAAUAUGCAUCUGAAGGUUAUCCAAAUUCUCCUUAUUCACCUAUGGGAUCAAACAAUCCUUAUCAACAAGAUCAAUUCAAAGCAUCACCAACAUUAAAUGCCACUCCUAUCAAAUCUCCACCUGUUGAUGCUCCAUAUCCAGUUUAUGAUGCACCUAGUCCUCCACCAGUAUUUGCUUCUAAAGAGAGUAUUAUAAUUUCUCCUCCAUCAGUGCCGUUAUCAGCCACUUCUUCAGUGACCAAUUUAAAUUUAAAUCAAGCUGAUAUUUAUCAUUCUCAAUCAGAAAAUAAUUUAACGGUUCAUACUGGUAAUAAAUUUGGUCAUAAUCGAUCAGUAUCUUCAACUUCAUCAUUUUUUUAUGAUCGUAGUGAUAAUGCUUCUAUGAUUGAUUUUAAUCAAAAUAUGAUUCAACUGUAUUUAGGAGAAAAUUCUAGUCAUUUAUUACCAAGAAUUAAAACUUUGGAAUUAUAUCGAAAAAAUGCCAAAAAAUCAACUGAUCCUAAUGUUUUAUUUCAAUAUGCUCAAUAUAUGUUACAAACAGCAUUAUUAUUAGAAUCAGAAUUACAAAAUAUGAUCAAUAAUGGUAAUAAUAACGGAAAUGCAGGUAAUUUAGCAGGGAUUAAUAAUGCCACAUCUUCAUCACAAUCUUCUGGAUCACAAAAUGGAACUAAUUCACCAUUCACUAGAUCAAUUGAAAAUUCCCCAAGAAAAGGACCAUUGGAUAAUACUAUCAAUAAUAAUGGAAAUAAAGAUAAACAUAGCAAGAAUAAAUCUAUAGAUUUUAAUAACAUUGAAUUGGAAGGUAAUGAAAGAAAAUUGAAAAAAGCAUUAUUAAAAGAAGCAGUUAAAUAUUUGAAAAGACUUUCUGAUAAAGGAUAUGUUGAAGCACAAUAUUUAUUAGGUGAUGCUUAUAGUUCUGGAGCUUUAGAUAAAAUUGAUAAUAAAGAAGCAUUUAUAUUAUUUCAAUCGGCUGCUAAACAUGGACAUGUUGAAAGUGCUUUUAGAACAUCAUUUUGUUAUGAAGAAGGAUUAGGAACAGGUAGAGAUUCUCGGAAAGCUAUUGAAUUUUUAAAAAUUGCUGCAUCAAGAAAUCAUCCUGCUGCUAUGUAUAAAUUAGGAGUUUAUUCAUUUUAUGGUAGAAUGGGAUUACCAACAAAUGAUAUGAAUACGAAAAAAAUGGGGAUUAAAUGGUUAACUAGAGCUGCUAAUGUUGCCACUGAAUUAACUGCUGCUGCUCCUUAUGAAUUAGGGAAAUUAUAUUAUAAUGGAUUUGAAGAUAUUGUAUUAAUUGAUAAAAAAUAUGGUUUAGAAUUAUUUGCUCAAGCAGCAGCAUUAGGUCAUUUACAAUCUGCAGCAAUAUUAGGUCAUCAUUAUGAAAUUGGAGAAAUUGUCCCACAAGAUUCAAAUUUAUCAAUUCAUUAUUAUACUCAAGCAGCAUUAGGAGGUGAUCCAAAUUCAAUGUUAGCUAUGUGUGCUUGGUAUUUAGUUGGUAAUGAACCUUAUUUACCAAAAGAUGAUAAUGAAGCAUUUGAAUGGGCUAAAAGAGCAGCUAAUUGUAAUUUAUCAAAAGCUCAAUUUGCUUUAGCUAAUUUUUAUGAAAAAGGUAUUGGUUGUAUUAAAAAUAUUAAUGAAGCACAAGUUUGGUAUAAAAAAGCUGCAGAAAAUGGUGAUGAAAAAUCUUUGAAAAGAUUAAAUGAUAAAGAAUUAAUUAAAACCAUUCAAAAACAAUGGAAAAAAAAACCUCCUCAAAUGAUUUAUAAUAAUGAAGAUGGAAUUUCUACAAAUAAUAAUAAUAAUUCUUCGGGAUCUUCUAUUGCUCAAGAAAAAGAUUGUAUCAUUAUGUGA
Candida dubliniensis CD36 is the source of this 2235-nucleotide messenger RNA. It is a transcript of the gene CHS4, whose product is annotated as Chs4p. Bases 1 to 2235 code for a protein of 744 amino acids. The record is from RefSeq and is a predicted model, not a curated record. The transcript has a single exon. Lineage: Eukaryota; Fungi; Ascomycota; Pichiomycetes; Serinales; Debaryomycetaceae. Gene Ontology annotation, molecular function: protein binding.